Messenger RNA from Amphimedon queenslandica, 3593 nucleotides. RefSeq lists its product as uncharacterized. The coding region runs from base 9 to 3428 and encodes 1139 amino acids. The record is from RefSeq and is a predicted model, not a curated record. Gene Ontology annotation, molecular function: protein binding. NCBI's taxonomy places the organism in Eukaryota, Metazoa, Porifera, Demospongiae, Haplosclerida, Niphatidae. The transcript is spliced from 19 exons.
UAUUUUGUAUGCUUUUGUGGAACAGACUGAAAAGUACUGAGAAGUUACGAAGAACUUUGAUUGCUUAUCCUGAAGAUAAAUUUACUUGUUUAAACAAAUGCAAACUAUUGGCUAAAGAUGAGACACAAGAAGUUGCAGAAUUUUCUUUCCCUACAUUGAUUCAAGAGGAGACUAAAUUGGGAGAGUUAUACAGAAAGACAUGUGAAGUAUUAUUAGAGAUUCACCAAAUGAAGCAGAAAAAUGAUAGGUUGAAAGAAUUAAAAGAAGAGUGUAACACUGACAUAGAAGUAGAAUUUUCAAUUAGUCAGAGUGAAUCAUUUACAAUUAAAAAAAGAAAUGCACUUUGUAUGUGCAUUUGGCUUUGUUCAUUUUAUGAAUAUUAUCUUAAAAAGAUAAAAUCAGAACAUCUUGCAAGUGCUAUACAUUCUGAAAUGGAAGACUAUUUUUCAGAAGAUUGUAUUAGAUUAAUUAUAUGCUUUAUGAAUACACAAAAUAUUAAACCACAAAAUGAGCAGGAUUUACCAUCAGAUCCCAAUGCUCCAUUGUUUGAAGUUCAAGGACAUAGGAUAGUAUCAACACAACGUCAAGGAGUUAGAAUUGAUCCAAUAUACAAGUUGUUUUUUCCUGAUAAACAAGAUGAUCAAUCAAGACAAAUAUGUAAUGCAUUAGCAUCUGUAACAGCUGCCAUUUUAGCCUGUCCAGAUUGGUCAAAUCAUCUUUGGUAUCAUUUAUUUUCUCCUCACAAAUUAUCAGGCACUCAGGUCACGGGAUUCCUAUUGGAUUCAGCUAUUAAAGAAGGAAGGUUAUAUGAUUGUGGUGUAGUAUUAGAUGAAGAAGGAGAAUAUGGCAGACCAGAAUACUUGCACAGAGCUGAAAAAGGAAUGCUAACUUUGCACUCGCUUUAUCUUCUUCUUUGGUGUAACUUUGGAACAUUUUGUUUGAAUUUAUUGACUCAAGGAGAUUCUAACAUAAAAGUAACUGUAAUAUCAUCAUACCAAGCUGUUCGUCAUUAUUGCAAGUCUCAGUUAAGUUUAAUGUGGUUACAUAUGACCACUAACAUGGCACUAACUGAUGAUCAAUUGUCUUUGCUAAUUGUAUGCUCCAUGAAGAGAAUGAUUCAAAUUUCAUAUCAAAGACCAAUGGGAUUGUUACAUGAUUUAGAAGAAAGGGAUGCAUAUGAAAAAAUGUGGCAUGCUCAAAUAUUUGUUCCAUCACUGAAAGAAGUUGAAGACAAUUUUAUGAGUUAUUUGUCUAAAUUGCAAGCUGAUGACUUUGUGGCUAAAUUAAACUUAAGAGAGCUUAGUUGUAUUUAUCCUCAUGUGCCGACAUUACAGCAGUUCACUCAUUUUGUGCAAAGACACUGUGCUUCCUCUGAACAUAGAGGGAAAUAUGAUGUUUUAGUGAAACUAACAAAUUCAUAUUCUCGUCUUCAGUCUUAUAGUGCUUUAUUACCAUCUCUCAUUGAAUUCUAUCAGUGGAUUGUCACUGACUUGUCUCAUGUUCUUACUCAAGAGGAAAGCACAAAAAUUGGCAUAUGUAGUGCUGUGAGAGAUGCUUCAGAAAAAUAUUCAAAAGAUGUAGAAUAUCACUACACCAAAUUAUUUGAAGGAGUACAAAAUGAUUACAAUGAAUACUUGAAAGUGAUAGACUUUUCAAUUGGUGCUGGUGCUUGUGCCAAUUUACAAAGAAAAAAUGCAGUUCCAUUGAUGAAUGAUGCAGUGCCUGUUUUCAGAUUUUUACCAGGAGUGACAAACGAUGGGACAGAAGAAGAAAGAGACUUUCUAUUUCUUGUAAUUCAAGAUAUUGUUAAUUUUCAUAACAGCUUUUUAAGAGAGAUAAAUGAGCUGAUCAAGCACAAUGAUACUCUGAAAAAGUAUUUGUCUAAACUUCCAAAUGAAGAGAAUGCAGAGUUUAUUGUGAUGCCUCAUGUACAUCCAUUAGCUGUCAAUGAAUAUUCUUGUAUUUUAGGCCAAAAUGUGUCAAACAGAAGGUCACUGUUAGAACUAGUACAUAAACAUCAAACUGAAACUGGAUAUGAUUUAGAUAAAAUACAAGAAGAAAUUGUGGCACAUUUUAUUGCUGGAAAACUCCCAAUUGAUAAUUGCCAAACUAAACUCAAAAUGCAGUUUCACUAUAAGUUAAUACACACUGACAAAAGCAAAAUGGAACAUCCAACUGAAUUAAUGCUCACACUUGACCAACUAAAUGAUGAACAUAUGAAAAUAUUAAUACCUCCAGAUGAAGACUUUUUGAUAGCUUUGAAGUAUGAGUUAUACACUCUUGAUUAUGAUAAACUUGUAGAAGUGGCUCAUUGUCUAAAAACAAUUGCAGAACACAUUAUACAAAAAAUUAAUGAGGGUCAAAUUCUUAAAAAUGACAUUCUUGAUCAGAAUGUGGGAGAUGUUUUACCAAAAAUUGUUUAUGAUCAAGAAACUCAACAUGACUCAUUGAAGGUUUUUGAUGACCUUGGAAUGGACAAGCUUCAAAAUACACACCGUUUGCGCAUUGCAGCCAUACCUAUAAAGCAUUUAUUGACAACAUUGCAAGUUAUUGUAGAAUGGAUUAAAGAUGGAAUAUAUGAUUUUCAUACUUUACCAAAAGCAAUGAAAGUGCCAUUAGAAGAUGAAGAAAAAAUAUUUGCUAUUCAGAAAAAUUACAAGCAAAAUCACAUUGAUGAACUAUCAGAGAAAUUGAAAAGUAUUGUUGCUGUUUUGACAGACUGUGAACAAGAUCUUAUAAAAAAGAUUGAUGAAGAGCCUGAAAUAUCAAUAUUUCAAUAUUUAAGAAAUUUGUCACUUGUUACUGAUGACGAUGAAAAUCUUAUUAAGCUAUUUCCAAAACAUAUAAAACCCAGACACUACAUGGCAUUACGAAUAUGCUUAAGAAAAGUUAUUAUUUGCAUUGAAGAAGAACGACUUGACGAAGGCUUGCAUAAGAACAAGUGGUCUGAAUAUGUUGAGGACCUAUGGUCAGAAGAAAAACUAGAACACCUUAGAGAAAUGGCAACUGUAUUUGAUUACACUCAAGUUUAUGAUCCAGUGAAAGGUGUAUAUGGCUUUGAUGAUGACGAAAUCAUAGCAGAUGAAAGCAUUAUGACUGAAGAAGAUGAUAGCAUGCCUACAGGGCCACAAGAUUCUCCAAAUUUAAGCAGACCUGAGACUGUUAGUGAAGAAGCUCCAUCUGCAGCUCAAACUGGUGAUCUUGACCUUAGUGCUGCAGCUGAAAAAGUUUCUUCUACAGAUGUAUCGGACUAUCUUCGCUCGCUGAAAUUAGAUCAAUACAUUGAGGAGUUUAUGGAGAAUGACAUUGAUGGUAUUGCAUUGUUUUAUAUUGAUGAUGAAAUACUAGAAUCACUGGGUGUGGACACAAAGAAAGACAAGAUUAAGAUAAAGACCCGGUUUAAGCAAUGGCUAAAAAAGUUUUUGUAGUGUAGUUUAAAUCCUAACUUAGUUGACUUAUUAGAUUUAAUUGUCCAUAUUAUAGUGUUUUAGAUUUGAUAGAAACUAUUUUUUUGCUGAUUAGCUGAUACUGUUACAUUUAUAUAGCUACUUUUUUGCUGAUUGUAAAAGUAUUAUUUUGCACUAAUACAUAAA